AUUUCCCAUGCUAUAAAAUAUUAUGUGAGAAUAGGGUACAAUAUUUCAGAAAAGUCAGAUAUCAUAGAUGCUGCAAAAGAAUUAUCAGGAACUUAUCUUUCAAAUAUUCAACCUAAUAGAACUAAAAAAGAAGUAAAUCAAUUAGACAAUGAUUCUGAAAAAAUUAACAAUGAAAAAAAAGUUAAUAUUAAUACUAUUCCAGGAAUUUCUAAUCUUUUUUAUUGA
Cetraspora pellucida is the source of this 225-nucleotide messenger RNA. Lineage: Eukaryota; Fungi; Glomeromycota; Glomeromycetes; Diversisporales; Gigasporaceae. The record is from the annotation of a GenBank genome assembly.